GCCUCCCUCCACUCACUGACCGGAGGCCGGCUGGCGGCCAGCUGCGUGGGGUGCCGGCACCUGAGGGCCGGCCAGCGGGCGCCAUGUCCGACUACGAGAACGAGGACGAGUGCUGGAGCGCGCUGGAGGGCUUCCGGGUGAGGCUCAUCUCCGCCAUCGACCCUUCACGCAUCACCCCCUACCUGCGGCAGUGCAAGGUGCUGAACCCCGACGACGAGGAGCAGGUGCUCAGCGACCCCAACCUGGUCAUCCGCAAGCGCAAAGUGGGCGUGCUCCUGGACAUCCUGCAGCGCACUGGCCACAAGGGCUACGUGGCCUUCCUCGAGAGCCUGGAGCUCUACUACCCGCAGCUCUACAAGAAGGUCACUGGCAAGGAGCCCACCCGGGUCUUCUCCAUGAUCAUCGACGCCUCCGGGGAGUCGGGCCUGACGCAGCUGCUGAUGAGCGAGGUGACGAAGCUGCAGAAGAAGGUGCAGGACCUGACGGCCCUGCUGAGCGCCAAGGAGGACUCCGUCCAGGAGCUGCGCCUCAAGGACAGCCUGCUGCGGGGCCACCAGGAGCGCGCGCAGCGGCUCAAGGAGGAGGCGGAGGCCUGCGGGCGCGAGCUCAAGCGCUGCAGGGACGAGAACUACGACCUGGCCAUGCGCCUGGCCCGCCAGAGCGAGGAGAAGGGCGCCGCGCUCAUGAGCAACCGCGAGCUGCAGCUGGAGAUCGACCGGCUCAAGCACAGCCUCGUGAGGGCGGAGGACGACUGCAAGCUGGAGCGCAAGCACACGCUCAGGCUCAGGCGCGCCGUGGAGCAGCGGCCCAGCCAGGAGCUGCUGUGGCAGCUGCAGGAGGAGAAGGCCCUGCUGCAGGCCCGGGUGCAGGAGCUGGAGGCCUCCGCCCAGGUGGGGCCCGGCGGGCGGGGCCUCCGUCGGUCCGGCGCGCUGCCCCACGUGCCCCCUGUCGCCCAGGUCUGCGGCACAAGGUCCUCGAAGCGCAUUUCUAAGCUGUCCUACUACCAGGGCGUGGUCAUCGUGACCUGCCCGGGCUGCCAGAACCACCACGUCAUCGCUGACAACCUGGGCUGGUUCUCAGACCUGGCUGGGAAGAGGAAUAUUGAAGAAAUCCUGGCGGCCAGAGGGGAGGAGGUGUGCAGAGUGGCCAGCGACGGGGCCCUGGAGCUGGUGGUGGCGCCGGCGGGGACCCCCACCCCCACUGAUGUUCCGAAAGGGGGUGAGGACCAGGAUCCCACCCUCCCUGGCAAAACUAAGAGCAGCUGACCAGCCCUCUGCCUGGGAGUGGCCGUGACGAGCCCCCCGCCCCCGGACUUGGCCUGUUCGCUCAAUAAACCGACGCGGUGGACCUGA
Messenger RNA from Condylura cristata (star-nosed mole), 1352 nucleotides. RefSeq names its product caspase recruitment domain family, member 9 (gene CARD9). Gene Ontology annotation, molecular function: zinc ion binding. Bases 84 to 1265 code for a protein of 393 amino acids. NCBI's taxonomy places the organism in Eukaryota, Metazoa, Chordata, Mammalia, Eulipotyphla, Talpidae. Gene Ontology annotation, biological process: positive regulation of canonical NF-kappaB signal transduction; regulation of apoptotic process. The record is from RefSeq and is a predicted model, not a curated record. The transcript is spliced from 7 exons.